This is a messenger RNA of Oryzias melastigma (Indian medaka), 4417 nucleotides long. It is a transcript of the gene kank2, whose product is annotated as KN motif and ankyrin repeat domains 2. The coding region runs from base 273 to 3347 and encodes 1024 amino acids. Gene Ontology annotation, biological process: negative regulation of G1/S transition of mitotic cell cycle; negative regulation of intracellular estrogen receptor signaling pathway; negative regulation of vitamin D receptor signaling pathway. Gene Ontology annotation, molecular function: protein binding. Lineage: Eukaryota; Metazoa; Chordata; Actinopteri; Beloniformes; Adrianichthyidae. The record is from RefSeq and is a predicted model, not a curated record. The transcript is spliced from 13 exons. Gene Ontology annotation, cellular component: cytoplasm.
UCCUGGUGCUGCUGGCCCUUUAAGAGGAGCGGGAGGGGCCCGCAGCAUCUCGGCUGCGGUGUUUUUGUCUCUGUCUGUCAGUGAGCGCUCCUGGGCCGAGAAGGCUGAAAGGAUUCCCAGAAGGAAGGAAGAGGCUGACUGUUGAAGGGGGAAAAAGGAAAGAAGGAGCCUGGAGAGGAGAACUCUCAUCCUCACAGCACAAACAGCUGGUAUAAACCUCUUUCUGUCCUAAAUGGUGGGAGUUUGUGUGUGACUGAAAACACAGGCUCAUCAUGGCUCAGGUGCUGCACAUGGACCCCGCCUUCCCAGGGAAACUCAACCCACCCGCUCCUCCUUCCCUGCACGCCAAAGAGCAGGAGGCGCCCUACUCAGUGGAGACCCCCUAUGGCUACCGUCUGGACCUUGACUUCCUCAAAUAUGUUAAUGACAUAGAGAAGGGGAACACUAUCAAGAAGGUGUCUAUACAGCGAAGGCCGCGGUAUGGUUCCCUCCCUCGUGGUUAUGGCUACACGGGUUCCUGGUGGACCUCCACAGAGUCUUUGUGCUCCAACGCCAGCAUGGACAGCCGGCACUCGUCCUACUCCUACUGCGCCCCCGGCUACCACACAUCGCAGAGGCCCAGCUUCACCGCCGCUCGGGUGGAGAAGACUCUUUUAGACGCUCGCAGGAAGCUGGAAGAGGAGAAAGAGGGCCGGAGGUUCUCCAACCUGGGCAGUAUGCACAGCAGCGUAGCCGGCUCCAACACCUCCCUCAGCAGCGCGCACAGCUUCAACCGGGCUCAUGGUGGAGGCGGAUCCGUCACAAACUUGAGCUCUGGUUUGUCCACGCCCGUCACUCCGACCCCGGCUCACUUGCAGCACGUCAGGGAACAGAUGGCCGCGGCGCUGAGGAAGAUAAAAGAGCUGGAGGAGCAGGUGAAGACCAUCCCUGUGCUCCAGGUGAAAAUCUCUGUGCUGCAGGAGGAGAAAAGGCAGCUCAGCGUCCAGCUGAAGAGCCAGAAGUUUCUUGGUCACACUCUGGGUUUCAGCCGUAGCCGUCCUCGCGGGGAGCUUUACAUCGACAUCCCUGAAGAAGAGGUGAGCACCGGAGCUCCCAGCCACAACAAGACGGUCAUUCCAACGUCUCCAACCACACCCGAAGCCUCAAAGCAAGACUCGGGAUGUGAGAUCGAGGACACUGUGAUCGUAGGUGGAGCUCGACCACAUGCAAAGCGGGAAGUUCGCACUGUUGGAGUGGGACCGGAAGUCUCCCGGGGGACCUGCGAUGUGGGGGUGUGGGUUCAGGAGAAGGACCUGGGGCUGCUGCCUGAGACGGAGGUCCUCAGAGAUCAAGUGGGUCAGCUUGAGGGCAAGUUAAAGAGGACACUGGAGGAGCUGCAAACUGCACAGCAGCAGGCCACCACAGUUCAGGAAACCCCGCAGGCGGACCAUCCAGUGAUGGCGACCAGCAUCGGCUGGCAGGAACCGCAAGGACGCAGCCAGCACAGAAUGGUCAGCUUCACACAGCAGCCACAGCAGAGGACCCAGAGAAGUGUGGGGAUCCAGGUGUACACACUGGAGAAGCCAACGGUUGUGGAGGUGGGCACGCUGCUGCGAGCCGAGUCCUGCAGCUCUCCAUCUCCUCGACCUGUGAGUGGAGUUCUGGAGAACCAGCACCAAGGAAAAACAGAAGAACAUCCGGUUGAGUUGCCGGUCGCCGUCAGCUCCAAACAGGUACGCGACAUCCUGAGAAGAGGCUUGUCCACCUCGGUACCCAUCGCUAACGCUGCCGUCGCUGUAGCAACGGGUAAUCAGAUCGACUUGGUUCAGUCUAAAGAAGAGGAGCUCAGUGGUUCUGUCCAGACACAAGAGAACUCAACUAAACCAGCUUCAUCUCCUCAGUCCUGUUUGAGAUCUAUCAUGAAGCGUAAGGCUGAAGGCGAACCGGGUUCUCCCUCCACCAAGAAAAACCUGCAGUUCAUUGGAGUCAAUGGAGGUUAUGAGUCCUCAUCCUCAGAUGAAAGUAGCAGUGAGAGCUCAGAUGAAGGGAGUGACUCCAGUGAGUAUCAUGAAGCCAGAGAGAAACUGCCAGAAUCCACCAUCCAGCACCAGCACAUAAUCCUGAACACCUCCAAGCCACAAGACGGAAACAUGGGGGACCCUCAGCAAGCUGCAGCCAACCCAGCCGUCAUUCCAGACUCCAGCUCCAGCCAAGCAGACACAAAGCUGCCAGACAAUGCUCCUCCGUCACCAGCCACACACACUGUUGUGCAAAAAUGUGCCUCUCAGCCAACAUCGGAUUCCACCCAAACUGCUCUGGCGAAGGAUUGUAAAGAGACUCCUGACCGGUUAUCCGAAAACACCGCCGCACAGAAGACGCCUUCCACACUGCCUCACACUGAAUCUGCAUCUUCGGUUACAUCAGUGAAAACAAGUGAUGCCACCAAACAGCAGCACACUGCCCAGUCAGAAACAUCUGCCGCAUCCCCCCAGCAGGAGAACAAGCCAGCAGCUGAGAGGGUUCCAAACGACUCCGGAUCUGCACCUUCCGAUCAAGUCAGAGCGGAGUUGAGUCAAAGCCUCAUGUCAGCGCUGCAAAAUCUGCAGAAAGCAGUGGGGGAACCAAACGCCUUCAGCCAGCAGGCAGCAAGGGAAGCCUACACCACUGUGCUGCAGGAGUGGCUGCGUGUGUCCUGUCACAAAGCAGCCGACACAUCUGUCGUCAAGGCCUACAUGGACGCCUUCGCCUCGAUUUCCCCCCAGCUGCUGAAGUUUGUGAUCAACAUGGCAGACGGGAACGGGAACACCGCGCUGCACUACACUGUCUCCCACUCCAACUUCCCGGUGGUCAAACUUCUGCUAGACACGGGUCUGUGUAACGCUGACAAGCAGAACAAGGCGGGUUACACGGCCAUCAUGCUGACGGCUCUGGCUGCUUUCCACUCCGACAGCGACCUCCAGACUGUCCUUCAGCUGCUGCGCACUGGGGACGUCAACGCCAAAGCCAGCCAGGCUGGACAGACGGCACUAAUGCUGGCGGUGAGUCACGGCCGAGGGGACAUGGUGAGGGCGCUGCUGUCCUGUGGAGCUCAAGUCAACAUCCGAGAUGACGACGGCUCCACCGCGCUCAUGUGCGCCUGCGAGCAUGGUCACGUGGACAUCGUCCGUCAGCUGCUCUCCGUCCCGGGCUGCGAUGCAACUCUCACUGACAAUGACGGCAGCACCGCUCUAUCCAUCGCCCUGGAGGCCAGUCAGAAUGACAUCGCUGUGCUUUUGUACGCUCAUCUCAACUUUGCAAAGCCUCCUUCCCCUGUUUCACCCAAGUCUCCUCUUCUGGGCUCCUCUCCUCCGGCCGUUGAACCAAAAUGAGCUGCACUCCUGCAGCUUCCCAGCACAGAAGCUUCUCAUCGAUCUGCAUCCUUUUGUCACACUAAAAUAUCUAUUUACAUCGCAACAUGCAGACCUGACAGCUUGCACCAUAAUAAUUCACAGUUUUGUGUACAUCGUUGUUUUUACAUGCUGACUGGAUCAUUCGGUGGAUGACGUGUUUUAUGUUUUAUCAUUUUUAGUAGCAUUAAGAAGUCAAAGCGGUUCAUGAGUGCACACCUCUGUUUCCAUCCUAUUAUUGUCAGACAGGAGCAUCGUGUGUGAUUAUUUGGAAUAACAAAAGCCACCCCUCUCGUAGAAAAAGUGUCCUUGCAUCAAACAACUCGUUGGUGCUACUAAAUAAUAACCCACCUCAACAGUAUAUUAAUGUUUAUGCACCUGAUUUAUUUACACCAGAGUAUUUUUAUAUUCGUUUUGUUAUCUGACCUGGUUGUGGUUUUAUUUGACAUGAAGAGGCAGAUUUUUUACUCCAGGAUGAACUUUUUAGUGUUUUUUUUCUAACAAAAACCUAUUUUAACAGCACAUUUUCACUCCAGUUCAGCAUCAGUGAGAUGAAAAAUGAGGUAACGGUUACUGUCUGAAGGUUAGGGUUCCUUAGAUUUUUAGACACAAUGUUUUUUUAUGGUUUUCAAAGCAGGAUAAAACCAGGAAAGAUUCUGGAGGAGAUUUGUCAGAGGGUUUUUAAAGCAUGUUCCAUGUAAUAUAUAUUAAUAUCAAAAUAAUAUAUGUCAGAAAAAAACUGCACCAAAUUGAAACUUUUUGGAACAAAAAAAGGAGACGGUAUUGAUGUCAAAUUUUUAUUACUUUUGAAAGAUUUUUUUGUCACAAUUUUCAUACUCAAUUUUUGUGAUGACUUUUUUUAUAAGCCUAGAAGUUUUUUAUUUAAGUAUCUAUCUUUUAUACAUUUAGAUUUUUUAAACUCACCUACUUUCUGCAAGCACACAGUUCUCUAGAUUUGUUUUUCUGACAGAUUAUGUAAAUUCUAGACUGUGUCUCUUCUGGUUUGUGCAUUUUGGAAAGCAGUCGAUUAAUAAAUGUAGACCCACAUCUUU